Amborella trichopoda is the source of this 1715-nucleotide messenger RNA. RefSeq names its product flavin-containing monooxygenase FMO GS-OX-like 4. Gene Ontology annotation, molecular function: N,N-dimethylaniline monooxygenase activity; NADP binding; flavin adenine dinucleotide binding. The record is from RefSeq and is a predicted model, not a curated record. NCBI's taxonomy places the organism in Eukaryota, Viridiplantae, Streptophyta, Magnoliopsida, Amborellales, Amborellaceae.
CAGACGCGCCAAUACCAAAUCCCUACAAAGCUUUCGCAUCCCCCCGAGAGCGGGCAUUUCUGGAGACGGAGCGUAGAUAGGGAGAUAGAGAGAGAUGAUGGCUUCUUCCUCUGUGUGCAACCCCUCUCUCCCAAUCCAUCAUCAUCACAAUCCCUCAGCAGCUAACACUACUGCGUCUGUAUUUGCUGGAACUGGUGGCGGAAGCAUGGUCACGGCGAAGAAGAAGGUGGCGGUGAUAGGUGCCGGGGCAGCUGGGCUUGUGGCGGCCAGAGAAUUAGAGAGAGAGGGACACAGAGUGGUGGUGUUUGAGCGUGGAGAGAAGGCAGGGGGCACUUGGGUCUAUGACCCAUCUACUGAAACUGACCCUCUCGGCAUCGACCCCUGUAGGAAGGUGGUCCAUAGCAGCCUCUACCGUUCCCUGAGAACCAAUCUCCCCAGAGAAAUAAUGGGUUUCUUGGACUUCCCUUUCUCUAUCAAGGAAGGGAGGGACUUGAGGAGGUUUCCGGGCUACCAGGAGGUGGAGCUCUAUUUGGAUGAUUUCGCAGCCGAGUCCGAUGUUUUGAAGGCCAUUCGGUUCAGAACUGAGGUCUUUCAUGUGGGCAUGAUGGAGGGUGGGAAGUGGGUGGUGAAGUCGCGGAGGGAUUUUGGAGAAGACGUGGCGGUCGAUGUUAAUGAAAUCUAUGAUGGGGUUGUUGUCUGCAGUGGCCACUACGCGGAGCCUCGUAUUGCGGAGGUUCCAGGUGUUGAAAGGUGGCCGGGUGAACAAAUACAUAGUCACAACUAUCGUAUUCCUGAGCCAUUUCAAGAUAAAGUUGUUAUUGUGAUAGGCAGCUCAGAAAGUGCUGCUGACAUCUCCAGGGAGAUCUCCAAAGUUGCCAAGGAAGUUCAUGUCUCAUCAAGAUCUGCAUUAGAUAGAUUUGGAAAGAAAUUUUAUGGGCAUGAGAACAUGUGGCUUCAUUCAAUGAUACAAGGCACCCAUGAAGAUGGUACAGUGGUAUUCCAAGAUGGAACUUCGGUUAUUGCCAAUGUUAUCCUCCAUUGCACUGGGUACAAGUAUCAUUUCCCAUUUCUUGAAACAAAUGGUGCUGUGACAGUUGAUGAUAAUCGUGUGGGACCAUUGUAUAAACAUGUCUUUCCACCUUCUCUAGGUCCUUGGCUUUCAUUUGUAGGGCUACCAUGGAAGACUAUUCCUUUCCCAAUGAUGGAAUUGCAGUGCAAGUGGGUGGCAGGUGCUUUGUCUGAAAGGAUUGCACUUCCAUCAGAAGAAGAGAUGAUGAAAGAUGUGGAAGCCUUUUACUCUAGGAUUGCAGCCAUGGGGUACCCCAAGCAUUACACCCAUAACAUAUCUGGUUGUCAGUUUGAGUACUUUGAUUGGCUCGCUACCGAAUGUGGAUACCCCAAAGGCGAAGAGUGGAGGAAGGAAAUGUACUUUGCCAACACAAGAAACAAAACUGAAAAUCCAGAUACUUACCGUGAGGAAUGGGAAGACCACGAUUUGAUAUCACAAGCUCACGAAGAAUUCUCAAGGCUCAAGCAGCAGCACUCUGUCAAAAAUAUGUAAGAUACUUCUGAGCUUAAGUUUUUGGAUCACAGCAAUUAAUAAUUAUGGAAUUCCUCGUCCACUGAAAACCGGAUUUCCAUCAAUGUAUUGAUGUCUUCAAUAAAAUAUUGUCAUUUGUAUCAUUUGAAAACAACGGCCUAGUUUAGACCUACAA